Molecule: messenger RNA, 694 nt
Organism: Aspergillus heteromorphus CBS 117.55
Lineage: Eukaryota; Fungi; Ascomycota; Eurotiomycetes; Eurotiales; Aspergillaceae
Exons: 1
Coding region: 236-601 (121 amino acids)
Source: RefSeq, a predicted model, not a curated record
AUCCAAUUAUGAGCUGGGGUUCUCUCACGUUGAUGGCUGAUGGCUGAUACUGUCAAACCUAGUAUCAUUCCGUAUCACACCUACUUAGCUGUCUGGACACCUUUGUAGCCGAGUGGUCUUUUUGGUCUGUCAGAUACAUACCUACAGAGUAACCCCGGGCCCAGAACAUUGCGGCGUGGGCUUUCCGUGGUAGAGGGUACACGGGUGAUGGGACGUCCGUCUGAGGGGCUUUUUAAUGCCGAAAGUCUGGGAUGAGGCUUGGGCUUGGGCUUGGGCUUGGGUUCGGGGUUCUAUUAUUGCAACACGAGUUUCACUAACCAUGCAGGAUGGAUGGCUGUGUGGAGUGUGGUGCGGAAUGAGUCGAGUAGUCUGUGAAGAGGAUCGUCGAAUAGGCGGAUCGGCCUUGAUGGGGAUGGGGAGGACCCGUGGAGUUAGUUACCUUGUGGAUGUGGAUGUCAUUCAUUGUCAUAGCUUGCGCAAUGUUGAUCUGUUUCAUCUUCAGUGUGGAGUAUCACGCAAUGGUGGGCAUGACGUGUGUCUGUGGUGGAUGGGAUGCGGUCAGAGAUGUCUACUGUGUGCGUAUACUCCGUAUGAGAUGUAAGUAGGCCAAGGAGAGGAAGGAAGCAAGCAACAUUGCUGGUCAAAAGCCUGCUUCGGAGCCAGGGUUCGGCAAUGUCCGGAGUACGAAGCACAG